CAAACAUCCAAGAGGAGAUAGAGCGGGUCAUCGGGAGGAACCGCAGCCCCUCCUAUGAGGACCGGAAUCAGAUGCCCUACACAGAAGCCUUCAUCAGUGAGAUCCAGCGGUUUCUAGACAUCUCACCAGUGGCAGCUCCUCAUAUGGUCACCCAGGAAGCACAUUUCCGAGGGUUCACCAUUCCCAAG
Messenger RNA from Podarcis lilfordi (Lilford's wall lizard), 188 nucleotides. The record is from the annotation of a GenBank genome assembly. NCBI's taxonomy places the organism in Eukaryota, Metazoa, Chordata, Lepidosauria, Squamata, Lacertidae.